Messenger RNA from Agrilus planipennis (emerald ash borer), 1476 nucleotides. Its product is annotated as actin, muscle. Gene Ontology annotation, biological process: mitotic cytokinesis. NCBI's taxonomy places the organism in Eukaryota, Metazoa, Arthropoda, Insecta, Coleoptera, Buprestidae. The transcript has 2 exons. The coding region runs from base 104 to 1234 and encodes 376 amino acids. The record is from RefSeq and is a predicted model, not a curated record.
GUAGUCUCACUCGCAGCCUAGUACUUGUCGGCAGCAGAGUCUUGCCAAAUUUCCUGUGUCUUUUCGUGUCGAUACCUAAACUAACGAACACACCUCAAUCACAAUGUGUGACGACGAUGUUGCUGCUCUUGUCGUGGACAAUGGAUCCGGUAUGUGCAAAGCUGGAUUCGCUGGAGAUGACGCCCCAAGGGCUGUCUUCCCCUCGAUUGUCGGUCGCCCCAGGCAUCAGGGAGUCAUGGUCGGUAUGGGACAAAAGGACUCAUACGUAGGCGACGAAGCCCAGAGCAAGAGAGGUAUCCUCACCCUGAAAUACCCCAUCGAACACGGUAUCAUCACCAACUGGGACGACAUGGAAAAAAUCUGGCAUCACACCUUCUACAAUGAGCUGCGUGUCGCCCCCGAAGAACACCCCGUCCUUUUGACCGAAGCUCCCCUCAACCCUAAGGCUAACCGCGAGAAGAUGACUCAAAUCAUGUUCGAAACCUUCAACACCCCAGCCAUGUACGUCGCUAUUCAAGCUGUACUUUCUCUGUAUGCCUCUGGUCGUACCACCGGUAUCGUCUUAGAUUCUGGAGACGGUGUUUCUCACACUGUACCCAUCUAUGAAGGUUACGCUUUACCCCAUGCCAUCCUCCGUUUGGACUUGGCCGGUCGUGACUUGACCGACUACCUCAUGAAGAUCUUGACCGAAAGAGGCUACUCAUUCACAACCACCGCUGAAAGAGAAAUUGUUAGGGACAUCAAGGAAAAACUUUGCUAUGUUGCUUUGGACUUCGAACAAGAAAUGGCCACAGCCGCUGCCUCCACCUCUCUGGAGAAGAGCUACGAAUUGCCUGAUGGACAGGUCAUCACUGUUGGAAACGAAAGGUUCCGUUGCCCAGAAGCCCUCUUCCAACCUUCCUUCUUGGGUAUGGAAUCUUGCGGUAUCCACGAAACCGUCUACAACUCCAUCAUGAAGUGCGACGUUGACAUCCGUAAGGACUUGUACGCCAACACUGUACUUUCCGGAGGUACCACCAUGUAUCCUGGUAUCGCUGACCGUAUGCAAAAGGAAAUCACCGCUCUUGCUCCGUCCACCAUCAAGAUCAAGAUUAUCGCACCCCCAGAAAGGAAAUACUCCGUAUGGAUCGGUGGAUCUAUCUUGGCUUCUCUUUCCACCUUCCAGCAAAUGUGGAUCUCCAAACAGGAAUACGACGAAUCCGGCCCUGGCAUCGUUCACCGCAAAUGUUUCUAAACACCUCUCUAUCUUUCUGUAUCCAUCGCAUUGCAUAUAUACAUACACACUUAUGUCUCUUAUAUUUAUUGUUAAUAUUAUCACUGUCAUCGUUUUUUGACGCCUAAUAACGAUGUGUAAAUACUACUUAUAUAUAUUUAUGCCCUACACAGAUAUAUCUCAGUGCGAAAACAGACUGUCGAGUAAUAUACUAUUGUAAGCGACGUAUUUAGGCCGUCUAAUUAUUAUACAUAAAUAUUUUU